Molecule: messenger RNA, 1292 nt
Organism: Mollisia scopiformis
Lineage: Eukaryota; Fungi; Ascomycota; Leotiomycetes; Helotiales; Mollisiaceae
Exons: 2
Coding region: 299-1282 (327 amino acids)
Source: RefSeq, a predicted model, not a curated record
CUCAGGAUCGAAAUGCGGCAGACACCCUAGCUGUCAUAAUGCAAUUGAUCUCAAUCCGCAUACCUUCUGCUUGUCAAACCCAAAGGACGCGCAUUUCUGUGAAGACUUUUAGAUCUCAUAAUUAGAUCUUCAUGGGCCGCAUUUACGUAAGCUAGCCGCACGAGAGACGUUGAUUGAGUGUUCGUUUCCACCUCUUUGGGUGUCGGGUCGAACACAAAGCGGACUUUUCAGGCCACAGGCCAAUGACUGCCAUUUCGAAUUACGAUCAACGACAUAGCCUGAUUCAUCUUCAUCGAAUAUGGCCAGACGAGCACCUCCAAUUUGUGCUGCCAUCUUGGUUACAUUAAUUUUAUACACCACGGCACAACAAAGAGGGCAUGCCAUGGUUCCGUCUCUGUCAAGUGUUCGAAAUAGCACUCUUGGGUUCGAGCUCAUCCUCGCUGUAUCAACGGGCGGUUCUUGGAGGCGCGAUGGCCUUCUUGAAGCAGCUGAGUUGACAGGGUUUCAUAUUCAAAUGCCCCAACAACCCACUUGGGCAGAUCAAGAUACACAGCAGUUCACGAGGCAGACCUCCCGAACUUCAGGCAAGAAGCUUACGCUCGGUGAGGCAGGGUGUUGGCUCGGCCAUUUACAUCUUCUGAAGUAUAUCGCGACCGCGAAUCAAGACACCGCGUUAGUCCUUGAAGAUGACGUCGAUUGGGAUGUUGCACUCAAGGACCAACUCGAGCUCGUCUCGCCACUGAUCCGAACGUUCUCCGAUACUGAUCUUUCUACUUCGAAAGAAAACAUGGAGCCGUAUGGCACAGACUGGGACCUCCUCUGGCUGGGCCACUGUGGCGACAUUAUUCCUCGCUCCGGUGUACAGAGUAUCUAUGACACAUCCCUUCCCGUAGACGGAAUCUACACUGAAAGUGACGGAAGCCAGACUCGCUUUCCCCAGUUCACUCGAAUGGUACACCGUUCCGUGUCCCCAAUCUGCAGUUACGGCUACGCUGUCACAGGUCACGGUGCAAUGCGAAUAUUGGCUCUUGUAAGCAGCGGGGUAGACGCGCAAGUCAGUGAGCAGUAUCAAUUCUGGUGUAAACAUGGUAACUUGAAGUGUAUAACGGUCAAUCCCGAACUUUUCCAUCAUCACAAGCACGCUGGGACUUUUGCCAGUGAGAUUGAUGCAGUGGAUGGCUGGAGGGAGGAUAGUGAUUUGGAGGCGCAUAGUUAUACGAUCAAUGUUCGGAACAGCGCACGGUGUCAAGCACAGGCUAGAAGAGGUGCACCUUGUAGUUGAUUGUAGCAGU